UCGGCUCAGUUUACUAAACAUUCCGAACUCAUCAUCGGAAGCGUAAAGAAAAGACUUUUGUGAUGUGCUGAAAGAAUUCCAAGGUUAUAAACCGUAGGGCCGUAGCGAAGCCUAAUCCAGAUGUUGAGGAUGAACUGCCUCAAGUCGAGUUUGAUUGUGCUUGGCGUAUAUAUCGCCCUACUAGUACUGGUUCUACAUAGCCAACCUAGAAGCCAAGCAAAUUCACAAGAAAUUGAUCUUCCAAUCUGCAACAAGAGUUCAAACUUCUUUGUCCUCAAUGCUUCCUCAUCCUACAUACAGAACUUUAGCAGCCCAAAUUAUCCCAAAGUCUAUCCUUCCUACAGCUCUUGCACCUGGAUAAUAGGUGCUGCAAUGGGGCAACUGGUCAAGCUGACCUUUAGUGCCUUUUCCAUUUAUUCACCUUCAAGCUCAGACUCUAAGCAGUGUCCAUAUGCAUAUGUGAAGGUAACUGAGGAAGGUCUUGAAGGCAGUGAAUACAUCGUGGGUAGAUUUUGUGGAAAUGCCAAGCCUCAGACAAUUUACUCCAGCGGAGGGCAGCUACGUGUGGAGUUUAAAAACACAUUCAGGAUUGUUGCUGAAGGAUUUGUUGCAAAAUACACUGCCAUCCAACCAGGUACAGCCUGUUCUCCCUCAAACACGAUUGAUGAAAACAGCAACAUUCUUCUCCAUGCACCAAUGGGGCGAAUAGCUUCGCCAAGAUUUCCAAACUCCUAUUCAAGCAUCAUAGACUGCACCUGGAAGAUUACACUUCCUGUCAACAAGGCCAUCAACUUUACAUUUGAUUCAUUCACAAGAGUAUCUCGUGCAAUAUGUAGUGAUUCAUCCCUAGAGGUAUAUAAUAGCCGAUAUGGCCAUGGUCAUGGCGCUCAGCUGGGCUUGUUCUGUGGUGAGAUGGUCCCACCUGUCAUCUACUCUAGUGGGUGUCAUCUGUCACUACGAUUGAAGGCUGUUGAGCCGAGAAAGACCCUUAGCUUUAUUGGCAGGUUUCACUCUCUUUCUCAAGUUGUAAAUGGAUCAUGUGACGACACAGCUGGCCCCAACACCAUCAAGAUUGCCGCUACAGCAGGAAGUUUAUUCACACCAAACUAUCCUCAAGAAUACCCCAGUAACAAAGAAUGCACGUGGUUUAUAUCCGUGCCAUCUGGCCACAAUGUGCGUCUGGUGUUUUAUGCGUUCGACCUGUCAUCGGAUGUGGCAUGCAGUGAUGCAGUGGAGUUACGGGAUGGAAAGAGCCUAACCAACCCAGUGAAAAGUACAUUUUGUGGCAGCCAGAUCCCGCAAGCUUUAAUAAUGACUUCAAAUCUUAUGACUGUUAGGUUUAAAAGCAACUAUGAUGGUAACAGAAGAGGAUUUUUGGCAAUGUUUGAGACAACAAGUGAAAAGCCACAGGUCAAAACAACCCCACGUAUCCAACCAGGCGUUUGCUCCGCAUCAUAUGACCCCUCAGUUAACAACAACCUCCAGGUGUCUGGCCAGACGGGUACAAUAAAGAGCCCCAACUACCCCGCCCAGUACCCCAACAGCAUUAGUUGUACCUGGGUCAUCUCUGUCAAAGACGGCAACCGCGUCAAACUUUCCUUCUCUGACUUCUGGAUUGACGACCAGCAUGGUUGCUAUGGUGACUAUAUUGAAAUCCGUGAUGGCAGUUCAGGCUCAAGCCCGAUGCUUGGUCAGCGGUAUUGUGGGAACAAGGGCCCAGGGGACACGUUUAGUAGUGGUGCCCAGAUGAGGUUACAGUUUAUCUCAGAUGAUAGUGCCACAGGCCAGGGCUUCAAAGCAACCUUUUCAUCCGUCAGUAAACCAUUCAAUCGGUUCAUUGUGGUUGGUAUAGCUAUCGGGGCCAUUGUGAUACUCCUCAUUCUUAUAUUUAUCUACUGUAAAAUCAAGAAAAAGCGUGAAAAAGAUCUUCACGACGAUUCGCACAGUGAAGAUCCGGACCUAGAGCUUCAUGAGGUCCACCAAUCACAUGGACCUGUCAAUCCGUUGCUUAACAACAAGUCAGAAAUCUCGAACAAUGGUGCACCUCGUCAUGAUGCCGAGGUCACUUACGCGCCAAAGGACCAAAACGGAGACAGUGAACAAUUGACGACUGAUGCUCCCCCAAACGAGUAUGCUUGGUUCAAGCCGAAGAAACGGAGGAGCAAAGGAAUUGAGUAGGGGGAGGGGUGGGACAGUAAAUUGUACAUAUGGGUCAUCAUUUAUACACCUAUUUCAAUUAACAAUGUCGGUGCAAAUGGCAAACGGUAGUUGUGAGAGUAAGUAAUCUAAUAUAAUGAGUUAUUCACAUUGGUAAUUUUGGAUGGUAGCACUGCCAUAUCUCAUUUGCGCUGACAACAUAUUUUGAAAUAAGUGUAUUCAGUACUUUGUACAAUGGUGGUUAUGGAUAGGGUAUCAGAAAAGAGUAGUUUCACCUCAGAUUUUUAGGCAAUCAUUCUUUAUCAAGCAGCAAUCCUUGCCUCUGCAGAAGAAAGAGCCUACAGGUGAAAUAUAGAAUAGCUGCGACUUAUAUUAAUUUUUUAGUCCUUCCAGUGAUAAAGGAAACCGUAAGCUUAUCAAGCUGGGACCGUCAAUCAGCAACUUGCCCUAACGCUUUAAGCUUUAGAGAAAUAACCACAACAAAAAGCUGCUUUUUCAGUUCUUACAAAUCGACCAGAGAGUUUCUAUGCUGCAACUCUGUGGCAUGAAACUCUGUGUUUUCUUUUAGUUUAAAUUGCCACUCAAAAAGUCAAAUGUAUUUUAGUGCAAAAUGCCUAUUCCUCUUGGCAGCUGAUGAUGGUUUGAUUUUAUUUAUUUUAACAUCCCCCUUUCAUGUAGUUGCACAUCUCUAACAGGAGAAGCUAAGUUGUAUCACUAUGCAUUUGUAGGUUGUGUACAUUUAUUUUUUUUUUCAGUAAAACUGAAGUAAAAUGCAGUUGCUUUUUUUAGAAAAUAAAGUAAAUAAAGGAAAAAAGAAAAUGA
Nematostella vectensis (starlet sea anemone) is the source of this 2979-nucleotide messenger RNA. RefSeq names its product tolloid-like protein 1. The coding region runs from base 121 to 2178 and encodes 685 amino acids. Lineage: Eukaryota; Metazoa; Cnidaria; Anthozoa; Actiniaria; Edwardsiidae. The transcript has 7 exons. The record is from RefSeq and is a predicted model, not a curated record.